This is a messenger RNA of Homalodisca vitripennis (glassy-winged sharpshooter), 9202 nucleotides long. RefSeq names its product polyhomeotic-proximal chromatin protein-like. The record is from RefSeq and is a predicted model, not a curated record. Gene Ontology annotation, molecular function: protein binding; zinc ion binding. Gene Ontology annotation, cellular component: PRC1 complex; nucleus. The transcript is spliced from 20 exons. Lineage: Eukaryota; Metazoa; Arthropoda; Insecta; Hemiptera; Cicadellidae. The coding region runs from base 258 to 3272 and encodes 1004 amino acids.
GUAACACCGGAGUUAAGUUUUAGCGUCGCUCGGCUCGGCUCAAAGUCGGUUCACGCCGGAAAAUAGUGCAGUGUUCAGCAUAUUGUUUGGAUAUUACACUUUAACAGAUAUCUGUGAUAAUACCUAAGUGCCAUUGCCAGAGAAAUUCGAUCAAAAGAGUUUUGAGGGGAAAAAGAUGAAUCCUGUAUAGACUACGUCAACAGCUGUGGUAACUUGACCACUUCCAAGUCUUCCAGAAGAGAGCAGAGCCUAGCAGCAUGAACGACAUGAACGAUGCCAGCAAGCAGCAGCAGGCUCAGCAGCAGGCACAACAGCAGGCCCAGCAGCAAGCACAGCAACAGGCUCAGCAGCAGAUGCAGCAGCAGCAGGAACAACAGCAGCAGCAGCAGCAGGUCCAGAUGCAACACGAUGGACUGUUACAAUCUCAGCAGACAUCAGGAGCACAGGGCGUCACCCCUCAAGCUCUCAUAGUCAACACUGCCAACAUCGCUCAACAACAGCAACAGUUACAGCAGAGUAACCAACAGAUUCAGCAGCUUCAGCAGCAGAUGCAGGUGCCACAGUCUCAGGGAAACAACAUGCAGAACCAACUAGGGUCGAUAUCACUGAACCAGCAGGGCCAGACGACUCUGACGACGAUGCAGGCGUCCCAGCUGGCGCAGAGCGGUGCCAACACCCUGACUACCAUGCAGGCCCCCCUGGGCACCAUGGCGCUACAGGGCAGCGCCCAGGCUAUCCCCAUGCAGGCCAGCGGUAUGCCCUUGCACACUCCACAGUCCGGGACGACGACGAUCACCACAAUGUCGACGCUGCAGCAGCACGGUCAGCACCCGAUACAAGCGCAGACCCCUGCGCCGCAGCAAGGCCAAAUACAGCAGGUCAGCGAGUGGGCUGCCGGGAGGGUGCAAGUGAUCCAGCAGCCGUACCUACAACAGAUGUACAGCACUCAGGGCGGCCAACUGUUGAUGCCGGGAAACAUCGCACUACACCCCGCGGGCAUGAAUCCUGGAUCCAUACAGGUCAUCGCUGCCGGCAAGCCCUUCCAGCCCAACCAGUUGACCUCCCACAUGCUGACCCAGAGUAAACCUGUACUGGCACAGGGCCAACCCACAUCGUUCGGCAGCUACACCACCAUCCCCACCACUACCAACCAAACGGUGCUGAUCGGCCAGAUCGGCAUGGUCAGUCAGCCCAACAUCCUGCCUGCCCACUCCGCCAAGCAGGACAUUCAGAAGAUGAAGGGAGUGAAUGUGGUAGCUGGAGGCAGUUUCAAGACAUCGGAGACCGGGGCCCUAGGGGGCUGUGUUGUCUCUCAAGGACAGCUUCACUCGAGCAUGAUCGGCCAAGGGCAGCAGUUACUGCCUAUACAGUACACGACGUGCCAGGGCGGUCGGACAGUCCAGCAGAACACUGCGCAGCCGAUGCAGUUCUCCCCGUGGCAGUUCGGCACGGUGCCGCAGGGUAUAGCCUGGGCCACUCCGCAGCCUCCGACGCUACUCACCACUCAGAACCCCAUCUUCAUCCGUAACGCGACGCAGCAGGACGGUUCCACACCCAUGUUCAUACAGAGUCCGCCGCCGCAGACGAUACACACACAGCACCCUCAAGGUAUUGCAACCCAAGGCACAUUACCCAACCUGACACAGAUAGCGGCCAGUGGCAAUACCACCCCGGCUGUGGGGGCCAAGCCCCGCACCUCCACUGACAACAUCCAGCCCAAAGUUGCCGGAGGAUCAUCAGUUCCGAGACAACUGAGUAACAUUCUGCCGAGUGGUCAGCCCGCCAUCCGUCCCGCCUCCUCAGUCUCCACACAGACCGCCGUCAACCAACACCUCACUCAGGCGCAGAUGCAGAACCAGAAGGCUCAGGCUAAGAUGCGAGCUAAGCCGCUGAUACGGGGCCAAGUCGGGGGACAGAAGGCCGACGCAGCCAACCAGACCAAGCCUCAGAGUAUCAGCCCUCAGCAGCAGCAGCACCUUGCAGCCACCAACAACAGGAUGAUCAUCACGAGUGCGGGGACGCUGGUGCCCAACCCUCAGCAGUUGACAACAGAGCAGCUCAAACAGCAGCAGCAGUUGCAGCAGCAGAAGGCUGUGCAGCAGCAACUCGUGGGGAUGCAGCAGCAGAUCAACCUCCAGCAGCAGAUCAACUAUCAGCAACAGCAGCAGCAGCUGAUACAACCCAAGCCAACUCCUGUUAUCGGCAACAUUUUAUCUCUGCAGCAACAUCAGCAGAUGCAGCAGCAGCAAGCGGCAGCGGUGGCGGUGGCACAGACCCCCACCAUGGUGGUGGAACGGCAGGUGAUGACAGUGGCCUCCAUGCCCCCGCCCCCCACAGCACUGCCCACCACCACCCCGACCCCCAUACCCACCAAGGAGGAGGAUAAGAGUGGAGGUGACAUGGGUGGGAACAGCAUGCCCAGCCUGGAGACAGUGGAGGAGGCCCAGACUCUAGAGCAGGCGGUGGCCAGCAUACAGGAGAAUGGAGAUGAGUCCAUGCCGAUGGAGACAGAAGCCAGCACCAAAAUGGACGCUCCGCCAGAGGAAGGAGUGAGAGAACGAGAUCUGCCCAAGGCUCUCGUCAAACCUCAAGUCCUCACACACGUCAUCGAGGACUUCGUCAUACAGGAAUCGUCAGAGCCGUUCCCGACAGUAAACCGUUCGGCACUGAUCACGGAGCUGGCGCAGGCGGCGCGGACCGAGAAGGAAAACAGAAACCAGAUGAUCACUGCAGACGAACCACCUUUGAAGAAGCAGGCGCUGGAAGGCUCCAAGUCGGACCAGGAUAAGUGUGAAGCGUGUGGCAAGACGGACAUCAAGCUGAAACUCAAGAAGGGUCGCAGGUUCUGUUCAGUCUCGUGUAAGAGGAAACUGAGUAAGAGCGGUUCUCCAGACAAGAGAGGGGGACUGGAGGCCAUGGACCUUGAUAACAACGACUCUGCCGUCAGUGGGGCAGAGAGCUCCUCCCCCUCCCCACCUGACGCUGCCACAGCGGACACCGAAGACAGCUCCGCCUCCGACACCACUCCCAAGGUCAACCCGCUCAAGUGGACGGUGUCGGACGUGUGUGAGUUCAUCCGCGCACUGCCAGGCUGUACGGACUACGCGGAAGACUUCGCUAUCCAGGAGAUAGAUGGCCAGGCACUCAUGCUGCUCAAGGAAGACCACCUCAUGUCUGCGAUGGCCAUGAAGCUCGGACCCGCGCUCAAGAUCUGUGCCAAGAUCGACACCAUGCGCGGCACGCCGCAGCCACAACCGAGUCCCGAGAAGUGACCGGACAAUCCGACCGACCCGUUUAGUUAAUACUCGAUCUGAAGUAGAGACGUUCCGGCCCGUUCUGUGGUUACCAUUCGCAGCAGAGUGUUUGCAGAUGACAAGUUGUUUGUUUGUAUAAAAUUAUUCUAUACAAUUUCCUAGUUUCGCCUGUAUACCGUCUCUUUUGUUAAUUCAGAUAGUAUUGUGUUUGGCUGUAUCAAUGAAAAAAUUUAUAAGUGUGAUUUGUCAAAAGUUUUUAACAGCAACACUCUUCGUAAUUUAGUCUUGUUUCUCAGCAUUUUGUUAAACCUCCAGUGAAAAUUUAUAAGGAAUGAAGGAAUGGGCUGAUUACAAAUAUUUUCAGUUUUUGUUCCAGCUUUGAUUCCAAAAUGUUUGUUUUAAUCUCGAUUCUUAGUCCAGUUUGUCUCUAUCACAAUCAACAUAAUUUUUCUUUAGCUGUUAAUCAUAUAUUAUAGAAUAUUGUGAUUGUGUACAGACUGAUUACUUUAAAUACUCAUUCAAUAAGUGAUUUGUGUCUCAUAGUGACACUUCUGUGUGGCAAGCUGUAAAAACGGUAAAGAGUAUUAAAAUUUUUUUAAUUGUGCCAACGUAAAUUGUGAGUGUAAAAGCAAUUUCAUCAGGAAUUGAAUGAUCAAUAAAAAGGAUUAUGGGACUUAAAAUGUUAAAAUAUCUAUAAAACCACUCUAAAUAAAUUGUGUUAAAAAAGUAAAUAAUCGUUACAGCUGGCCUUGAUAUUAUUCAAUCACCACUCUGGAUACACUAUUCUAUAUUGUGUUAUCUGUAUAAAAUCUUAUUGGCUGAAUAUUACGUAAUGUCUGUACUCUGUGAUCGUUGCUGUUCAGUAUGAACCAGUUCUAAAACUAGGGUGGAUGAUCAGUUGGGAUAGAAUACAACUGGCUACAGAAUCGAGAACAGAAAAAGGCUCCAAACGCGUAAUAUUCUCAAUACGUUUACGUUUCAACGUAAUGACUAUGAAUGUACCACUUAUCAUCUGCUAACAUUCACUCUAAGAAUUGUAGUUAAUACUCCGACAGAUACCAAGUGCUCUGCUCCGCUGUACAUUAUCGUAAUGAUUCGUUUAAGUUUCCCGACCUUGUUAAACUGAUGAUCUCUUUAAUUAUUUAUUUCUUGUAUUAUUUAAGAACAGUUGAACCAAUGUAAACUUAGUUUUACGUUACAGACCUGUACAAUGUUAUAGGAACUUUGCAGCUUAGUUAUUAAACAAAACUUUCAACGGCACGAUAAUCUCUGAUUGAAGGUUGUUCAUCAUCGCAGCUCAGCAGGAACAACCAGAGCCCUGGGGUGAGGACUGCAGUGGCUGGAGGUUAGGUUAGUGUUUGAGUGAUAAAGCAGUUUAUUAGUUUGGCAAUAUCAAACUAUCACUACAACCGAUAUUCCUCUCUCGCCCAGAGUCCAGAGUUUAAGUAAGUCCAUAACUGUAACUAUAGUACAAGACAUACCAUUGCAAGCCUGGGUUGUGCCUAGAGGUGUGUCUGGCCGUUCCGGAACUUUCCAGGCUCAGAACUAGUUCCAUGAGAUAGUUCCAGUUCCAUGCGUUCCGUUCCAACAAUGCUUGUCUACUUAAUUAAUUUUCUGGCCGAUUUUGUUCCGGUACAAUAUAACACCACGUUCCAAUAUUUGAAUUUUAAACACAAAGUCUAUCUGCUCAAGUUGUUUUCGUGCAUCAUACAGUCGUGAUGUACAGUUCCAAAAAUUAAACUUCGUGAAUGCUUAUAUUCGUAUAUAUUAUUUUAAAUUCUAAAUCUUGAAAUACUAACACUUUACUACUCAAUUAAUAUUGUUGAUCCCAAAUUAAAACAGUUAUUUAGUUUAAAUUAAAAUUAAAGAAAUAUUUUUAUUGCUAGAGAGAACCUUAUAAAUUAUAGCUGUGCGAAAAUGUAAUUUGGAAAAGUUAAUUCAUUAUGUCUAUAUACACUAAAAGUUAUAUAUGAAUUAUUAGUUUUUUUUUACAUAUAAAUUAAUAAUUUGAAUAUAUCAAUAAAAAUAAUUAAUUAUAGGUUGCCACAUGAAAAUAUCGUGGUUGCCUGGAAUCCAGAGUCCGCUCUGGAACUGGAAUAUUUAGCAGCUUAUUCGUAAACCAUUCUGACGGAACAUGGAGUUCCGAGCUUAACUAAGCCAGAACGCUCGGAACUUCUUGGCACGUAAACUGUUCCGACGGAACAUGGAGUUCCGAAGAAGUGAACUGUUCCAGGUCCGUUUCGGUUCCGGAACUGUUCCAGUUCUUUUGGCACAACUCUAGUUGUGGCAAAUAAACUGCCAAACUGUUUAAUGCACUUAGGCCUGAGACAUAUUGUGUCACACGAGUGUAGAAGAUUAGUUUCUUGUGAUAACACUAGUAUUAAAAUUAUUAAUUUAAAUCUUUUCACAUUAAUAAAUAAUAGAGCAAAACGGCUUGCAAUGAUAUGUCUUGCAUUGUAGUAAUUAAUAUUGUUUAGAUAUUGAGCAAAAAAAAAUAUUAACACUCAAACACAAUGAAUUAUAUAAAGCUUAUUUUUCUGCAACUGUUUUGGAAAGGAAAUAUGCCAUGAAAAAGUUACGUGUGUUAUAGAAGUUCUAUUGAACGAACGUUUUUGUAACAUUUAAGAAGUUUUCAGAUAAUAAAUAAAACAAUGUAAACAAAAUAACAAAUCAUAUAAAGUAUAUUUUCAAGUACUCUCAGAAUUAUCGGAAACGGUUAAGCAAGUUGAAGUGUAUAUACUUUUGUGUAUUUUAUUUUUUAAACUCCAUUGGAUUUACAUAUGAUAAAAGUACGUAAUGAGAAACAUUAAAUAUGACCGACUGUAGAAUACUCAAAUACACAAUUUUGUGUUACAAUCUUAAUAUAGUACACUGUGUAUGUGCUUUGAAAUACAUUCGUUGUUAGGAUUCAUCAUUAUGAGUGAAAAUUUAAAAUAAUCAGUGGGAUGGUGAGAUACCACAGCCGAUCUAUUUGAAGAUGAUGUAAGAGAAGUAAAUGCUCAUAUUUUGUGUUCAACUGGAAGGCCAGAGCACGAGAACACGUGAUUACGUUCACACGGCUGUUAGUGACCUCAUCUGCGUAUUGUAAUUCUGUAUAUAUUGUAAGCUGUAGAUUUUUUACUGAUUUUAUAAUAUUUUAUAUAAGAAAAGUAUUACAUUUUUCAAUCCCUAAUUCGCCAUUCAAGUAAGGGAUGUGUACUAUAAAAACAAAAAAAAUCUGUUACUUUUAACUUUUUCAUAAUUAGCAACUGCUAGAGUAAUUAUGUUGUUUGCUCCAUUUUCUCUUUUAUACAUCGCAACUGUUAUGACUGUUUUGUUAAUUAAAUACAUGUUUUCAUGUGUUUUUGAGAACUGUUGUAAGCUGAACUGUCAACUCUAACUGAUUAUUAAAAUGUAAAUUAAGAGAAUCGAAUUGCUGUUACUACUGUUACUUAAGUUGAGUUUGUAGGUAAUUGUAUUUCCAGUGGCACGGACAGUCAACUCCCAGAUUAUCUCGUGGCAACAGUCUUGCAAUAAUACAGAGAAUUGUACACAGGACAUAAGUAAUAUAAAAAUCUGAGUUUUGAAAAGCGACAAGUAGUUUUGUGUAUACACGUCUAUUCUGUCUUAUAAGAAAUUAUCAAUCAAGCAACUGUUCAAAUUUCCGUGUUUGGGUGUUUUCUUAUAUUUAUCAUAUACAUUCCUUACAUUAACUCUUUGGAGACCAGAGUAAAAUAUUUAUGUUGAAAAAUAUCAAGUUAUUUUUUAAACACGUUUGUCCAAAACCCCCAGGGUAAAACGCAGAAUGUUUCUAGGUUUCAUGAAAAAAAUCGUAACUAUUACAACAGGACUUGAUAAGUUUUGUAUCAAAAUCUUUGCAGUAAUUCUUUUGAGGAUGCAAUAUAAUAUUACUUUAGUAUUAACAUAACAAAUUGAAUUAAAAAUAUUUAUUAGUUAUUGAUAGCGUACAAACCAACAUUACAGGAUAAAAUGUAAUGAGAUCUCAUUAUUUAAAAUUUGUAACAACUUGAUAGACACUCACUGAUAGCCAUGUUUCCACAUUGUUAAUUAACAAUAGUUUAGAGCAGUGGCGUAACUAGUACUCGGGUUUGGAGGGGGGGGGGGGGUGAAUCUAAUCGAAGAGCACACCGUACCAGAGGUUGGUGAAUUUCAAUAAAUUGGGUAGGCCUAAUUAAAGCAAAACAUUUAAUUGCGAUAUUUUAAUGAAUUUUGAUUGAUGUUUUUUUGUUUACUUUUUACAUUUUUUUUAAGGUUUUUUGAGAGUGUUUCUACCCCCUCAUCCUCCACCCUCCCUUAGUUACGUCACUGUUCUUUUUCAACAACGUAAUCUUCAGCUGGUCUGCAAAGGGUUAAAUACAUAUAAAUCUGGAUAGGAAUAUUUAAUUGAAUCUGAAUAUUUAUAUCUGUGAGAUUGAAUUCUAUUGUAAGGCAUUUCAAAUUAUCGUAUUAUUUUAGUUUGCCUCACUCGUCUUCUUAUUCCGGCAUUAGAUACACUUUAGGUAAAUGGUUUUGAAAUAAAUGUCUUGAACGAGAGGGAUGAAAAUGCAUCCAAUUAUUAGGAUGAUGGGGUGAGAUUUUCUAGUGAUAAAAACACAGGUGUGUUUACUCAGGUCAUACAUGUCUACAGGGCUGUGAAAUGACAAAAUAUAUUGUGCAGCCUUACUUCCGGCAGUAUAAAAAAACUGAUAUUAAAUGAUCAAACGUUUAAUACAUUCACUGCUAACAAAAUUGUUCUAUGACUUGGGCUGUGUGGAAUAAGACAAGACAAUUUAGAUUUUUGUUACGACACUAAAAGUUUUUUGUAUUAGGUCUCGUAAAAAAGAACAUUUAAAAAUUUUAAUGUAUUUUGGGAGGGGGAGGGACAGGAAUGGAUUUUUUCACCAUCUUCAUAAGUCUCUGGACUGUCAAAGUCUUACUUACAUUAAAACAGAGUGAGUAGGGGAGAUUCGGUGCAGUGCGAGGUCGUUAGUCACAGACAGAUUUCAACCUUCAUUACCUCAACUCGGUCUUAAAUUCAACCUUUCCCAAGGAUGACACUUUGAAAAUCUCAUUCAUAGGAACUUUGUACUAGAUUCAUGUUUUGUAAGCCAAAACCUUUUUUCUUCAUAAAUUAUUUGAAAACAUUUAAUUUUAUUAAUUUAAGCUUAUCCUGUUGUACUAAAGUAUAAAUGUCUCAUAUAAUUUGGCGACUUAUGCCAUAUUUAUAAUAUUAAUUUCCCUACGACCCUGGGUAAUUGUGAGUUAACUGUACUUCCAAGACAAUACACAAUGCUGUAAGUUAGUCCCAUUUAAUAUUAUAAUAUCCUAUUAUUAGUUUUCAUCACAUUCCUGUUUCUAUCAGUUGUUUUUAUAACAUAAAAUUAAUUUAACGCAUAAACCUUUUAUUUCUGUACAAAAUUUUUUGAAAAUUUAAACUUAUUUUGAUCUGGAAAUUACUAUCCGAUUCGUAGACAAUAGCGUAUUUCUUAACAUUAUGGUUUUAAUAGAGGAAUUAUAAUAAAUGGUUUGAUCCACUGUUAUAAUUAAACAACUGCAAUUCAUUGAUUUAAUUUUAUUGCAUCGGCUGAGAAGUGAGAAAACUUUUAUUUCUCAACACAGUGCGGUGCUGUGUAGACCACAGAGGAUUUUUAAAACAAAAAAUUACCCCUCUACAACUUAGAGUGCAAUGCAAAACCAGUUAGUGAAGACCAGAUCGAUUUACAACUCGAAUUUAAUAUUCUGGCGUUAUUUAGGUGUAUAUUUUUUUGUUUUGACUGAUAUUUUUAUUUAUUAAAAGCGCUGCAUAUUUUUAUGUUUGUGUAAAUAUUAAAAUAUAAUUUCUUGUAUAUUGUUAUGUUGUUGUUUUAGCUAUUUGUAAAUGUGAACUUUUUUAGGUUUAUUAAUUAAUUGUCAUUGUUCAUUGCUACACUGCCAAUAUCAAUGAAAAAAUAUAAUUUUCCAUCUACGAA